Fibroporia radiculosa is the source of this 4293-nucleotide messenger RNA. RefSeq lists its product as uncharacterized. NCBI's taxonomy places the organism in Eukaryota, Fungi, Basidiomycota, Agaricomycetes, Polyporales, Fibroporiaceae. Gene Ontology annotation, cellular component: multivesicular body. Gene Ontology annotation, biological process: late endosome to vacuole transport via multivesicular body sorting pathway. The transcript has 8 exons. The coding region runs from base 1 to 4293 and encodes 1430 amino acids. The record is from RefSeq and is a predicted model, not a curated record.
AUGGGUUUCAUGAACCUGCCUGCUGUUCCCUCAGACCUCAAAUCCAUCUCUCCCUAUCUCCAAAGAGCUGAUGAGCUCUCCUCUAAAGACCCCGUCGUCUCCUACUGGUGCGCAUACUAUGCUGCCCAGUCUGGUAUAUCACUUAGACCAAAGGAGCCACCUUCCCGCGCGUUUCUCCUCAGCCUCUUGAGUGCUCUUGAAAAGCUCAAGGUUGACAUGGGGCCAAACGAGGCCAUCGAAGAUGAAGCUGUUGCAAGCGCAUAUGUCGAGAAUUUCGCACUCAAGGUUUUUGCUAUGGCGGAUAAUGAGGAUCGUCGAAAUGAGGCAACUCGGUGCGUUCUUCUCAUCACAAAACCCUCGUUGCCGUGCCAAUACGCGGUGUCCCUGCCAAACGCCCUCUCCCUACACAUUUUCGUCUUAUUGGCUCUAACGGCGUCCGAAACUAACAGUGGAACAGCCAAGAAAUUCCUCGCCGCAGCCAACUUCCUUGAACUUCUCCGCAUUUUUGACAAGGAAAAGCCGGAUACGCUGUCUACUGCUGAUUCGAAUGCGGAGAAGAUCCGCUACUCAAAAUGGAAGGCUGCGGAUAUUGCCAAGGCUUUCCGUGAGGGACGAAAGCCCAAUCCAGGACCCGCAGAACCUGAGCCCCCACUGGCCUCUAACUUGGCUGCGCAGCCCCCAUCAGGACCAAGCACUCCUGCGUUGAUACGAGCGACACAACCCCCGCCGACAAUAAUUGACAUGCCUCCACCACAGCAAGACUCGUUCUUCCAACACGUCCAUCCAGAUUCGUCUGUGCAUUCCCGCUCGCGCUCACAUGUGCACGACGCACAGACACCUGGUGCGUGGAGUACCAUCGCAACGCCCGGCACCCCAGGUAUGGUCGAACCUGAGCAGAGUACGAUUCACUCUCGGAGUGUGUGUGCCACGGUGAGUGAGGAAUUAGAAGGCAGGGAAAACAAUGCAGAUAGUCCCCCACUUCCCCCUUCUGCUUCUUCGUCCUCCCCAAGUCGCAGAGAGGUGCGAUUCACUCCCUCUGUCGUCGGUGGUCUCACCACGCCUCCGCCGGAGUCUUCGCAUGCGAUCGACCAAUCUCUCCUUGUGACUCCACCCACGCAACCUACCACACUUCCACGCGCCCCACCAGCUGCUGUUGCGCCCGAGUUGAGAUUACCACCGGGGUUUCUCCCAGAGACAACCGUGUCAGACCCCCCGCUAGACUUCGUUCCUGACGAUGCUCUGCAUUUACCGUCCGCAUCCGCACCGCCUCUACCACCAUGCUCCCUGACGCAUACAUCCUCGCACGGCCCUUUAGAUUCAUUUCAUUCACCUGGUGCGACGAGUCCACACGUCUUCCUCCCUCCUCCACCUAUAGGUGUCUUUCCUGCAUCUUCAUCCGCUCCUGUCCCGCCUGUACCUCCGCCAUUUGUGCCGGUUCCCGCGCCGGCGGCUGCCACGGUGACAACUUUGCCUGUGGAACUGACGCCAGUGGAGAUUGCGCGGGCGCAAAAGCACUGCCGGUUCGCGAUCUCUUCGCUAGAUUAUGAAGAUGUAGAGCAGGCAAGGAAGGAACUUAGGGCUGCGCUGAAGAUGUUAGGAGGCAUUCUCCAAGCCAUCGUCACGCCCAUGCCGCCAAAACGCUUCUCAUUCUCUCUCAACCCACAGUGGUCCCACUAUGUAGCAUUGUUCUCGCUCGCAAUUGCCUUAUUUUCUGGUUUUGUACGCUAUUUUAUCAUUGACCACACGGACCCCCUGCACUGCGACGCACUUUUGAAUGAAGGCCAAUGGCUAGAUAGCAAGUUUAAGAAUUGGCAGCCAGAUGGUUGCAUGAUGCAUACAUACCAGGCCAAAGACGUCACCGCCUGCAUGGGUAGCCGCCGAGUAGUCUUCAUCGGAGACUCCGUAACCCGCCAGCUCUACUUUCAAUUUGCCCAUAUCGUGGACCCAAGUCUCCCCACAGCGCCACCGGACGAUGAACGCAAGCACCAAAACUAUUCGUUCACCGCAACCUCCAACAUUCAGCUUUCCUUCUACUGGGACCCAUAUCUCAACUCCUCCGAAGCUCAAAGCUACAUCAUUCCACAGUCGUUAGCCUCCAGCACCCCUCUACGCGACGACCCAACUGGGUCCGCCGACCGCCCCGCAUUGCUUGUUCUCGGCUCUGGACUGUGGUACCUCCGCUAUGCGAACGAAGGCUCGGGUGGGCUUCCCGCUUGGGAGGACAAGAUAGCCUCCGCAUUCGACGCCCUCGCGAGCGCGCGCACGCCCGUCGCAGACAAGGUUGUCGUCCUUCCCAUCGAGGACGUUGUUUCCACCAAGUUGUCGCGCGAGCGCGCCCAGUCCAUGCAGGCGCCCGACAUUGAUGCGAUGAACUCGGAUCUGCACCACCACAUCCGCCCGGCGCCGCUCACGAGCGCAUAUGCGCUCUUCCCAGCGUCCGCGCCCACCCGUGAGGGCAAGGGCAGGGCGGCAGCAGCAACUGUGCCUGCGCCGCUGCCGGUAUCAUUACCGCUUGUAUUUAACAAGAUGUUGGACGCAUCGCAAACGGAGGACGGGCUGCAUUUCUCGGAUGCACUUGUUACUGUGCAGGCGAACAUAUUGCUGAAUUUGAGAUGCAAUGACGUACUUCCGAAGACGUUCCCGCUGGACAAGACGUGCUGUCGUAGGUAUCCUGUACCGUCCCCCCUCCAUUCAUUGGUAUUGGUCGUCGCCGUGCUCUGGGGGCCCGCGUGCGUGCUGCUCUCCCGUCGUCUAGAAUCUCGGAUCCCUGGCCAGCCAUUUAUAGGGGAGCCGGAGAUGCCCGCGGUGGUGCUCAGUGUUGUUGCAGCAUUAAUCUAUAUUUCGGACCGCACUGGUUUCUGGUUAAAGGAACAGAAGCAAUUUAGCCCCUGGAUAUUCACGUUCUUGAGCGUGUUGAGCCUGAUCGUUGGCCUACUUACAGUGAGACAAGCGGAUAAUGACCUCGGGUUUCUGAAUCGCGAGCAGACAGAUGAAUGGAAAGGUUGGAUGCAGAUCGCCAUUCUGAUAUACCACUACACGGGCGCGUCGAAGAUAUCCGGAAUAUACAACGUCAUCCGUGUGCUCGUGGCUGCAUAUUUGUAUAUGACUGGAUACGGACAUGUCACCUACUAUGUCAAGAAGGCAGAUUUUGGGUUCACACGCGUUGCGCAGAUCAUCGUGCGCUUGAAUCUACUCACGUUGCUUCUCGCAUAUACCAUGAAUACCGACUACCUCUCCUACUACUUUGCACCUUUGGUCUCUUGGUGGUUCUUGAUCAUCUACGGCACCAUGGUAAUCGGCUCGCAGUACAACGAUCGCACUGUCUUCCUGGUGUGCAAGAUCCUCUUUUCUAUGGGCCUCGUAACGUGGUUCAUGAGCGAGUCAUGGUUGCUGGAGAACAUUUUCACAUUCCUCGAGCGGGCGUGCGGGAUACACUCGUCCGCGCGCGAGUGGGCGUUUCGCGUCAACCUGGAUCUCUGGAUCGUCUACUUCGGGAUGUUCACCGCGAUAGCGGUCAUGAAGAUCCGGGAACACCGGCUGACUGACCACCCGCAGUGGCCGCUCGUGGUGAAAGGCGCUGCCGGGGCAUCGGGCAUCGUGUUACUCUGGUUCUUCGCAUUUGAGCUGUAUCAGCCGGACAAAUUUGCGUACAACCUGUGGCAUCCGUACAUCGCGUUCCUUCCUGUUGGUGCAUUUGUCAUACUCCGAAAUGCGAACGGUAUCCUCCGAUCCGCAUCGAGUCGCGCGUUCGCCUUCAUCGGACAGUGCUCCCUCGAGACGUUCAUCAUCCAAUACCACUUCUGGCUGGCCGGCGAUACGAAGGGCGUCUUGCUCGUUAUCCCCGGCACGCGCUGGCGCCCGCUUAACUUGGUUAUCACGACUAUCAUGUUUAUCUACGUGUCUCAUCGUGUCGCACAGGCGACGGGCGAGGUCACGAAUUGGAUUUGUGGAUCCUCGAAGCCGCCAACAUUGCCUACGAUCAUGGGCGCCGAGCAGCGCCGGGGCCAUGCAAACUCUACCAAUGUAGAGUCUAUUCCUCUCACACUGCAGGACAGCGAGGGGCGGAAAGACAUCGAUGGCAGUACUCCUUCAUUGGAAUCUGACUCUGCGCGAUCACCGCGUCGGUGGGUUGACAGGCUCGCGGAGGGAUCGUCUAACUCUAGCUCGAGCAUUACUCCAGGGUUCAGGGUUUGGUAUGGGGAAACAGAGUGGAAGCCAGGAGUGAAGACAAAACUAACCAUUGCAGUCACAAUCAUGUGGUUGCUCAACAUUAUGUGGCCAUACCCUUCAUGA